AUGCCGCGGCCGGGUUCUGCGCCCCGCUGGGCGGCCGCCGCGGGCCGUUGGGGCUGCCGGCUGCUCGUGAUGCUGCUGCUGCUGCUGCUCGUCCCGGGACCCGGCGGCGCCUCCGAGAUCACCUUCGAGCUGCCCGACAACGCCAAGCAGUGUUUCUACGAGGACAUCACGCAAGGCACCAAGUGCACCCUGGAGUUCCAGGUGAUUACUGGUGGUCACUAUGAUGUAGAUUGUCGAUUGGAAGAUCCUGAUGGUAAUGUGUUAUACAAGGAGAUGAAGAAACAGUACGACAGUUUUACUUUCAUAGCCUCCAAAAAUGGGACAUACAAAUUUUGCUUCAGCAAUGAAUUUUCCACUUUCACACAUAAAACCGUAUAUUUUGAUUUUCAAGUUGGAGAAGACCCCCCUUUGUUUCCUAGUGAGAACCGAGUUAGUGCUCUUACCCAGAUGGAAUCUGCCUGUGUUUCAAUUCAUGAAGCUCUGAAGUCUGUCAUUGACUAUCAGACCCAUUUCCGCUUGAGAGAAGCUCAAGGCCGAAGCCGAGCAGAGGAUUUAAAUACAAGAGUAGCCUAUUGGUCAGUAGGAGAAGCCCUCAUUCUUCUGGUGGUUAGCAUAGGGCAGGUAUUUCUUCUGAAAAGCUUUUUCUCAGAUAAAAGAACCACCACAACUCGUGUUGGAUCAUAA
Molecule: messenger RNA, 684 nt
Organism: Pipistrellus nathusii (Nathusius's pipistrelle)
Lineage: Eukaryota; Metazoa; Chordata; Mammalia; Chiroptera; Vespertilionidae
Source: the annotation of a GenBank genome assembly